This is a messenger RNA of Knipowitschia caucasica, 216 nucleotides long. The record is from the annotation of a GenBank genome assembly. NCBI's taxonomy places the organism in Eukaryota, Metazoa, Chordata, Actinopteri, Gobiiformes, Gobiidae.
AUGGAGGAGGUGAUGGAGGAGGUGAUGGAGGAGGUGAUGGAGGAAGUGCUGGAGGAGGUGGUGGAGGAGGUGAUGGAGGAGGUGAUGAAGGAGGUGAUGGAGGAGGUGAUGGAGGAAAUGCUGGAGGAGGUGAUGGAGGAGGUGAUGGAGGAGGUGAUGGAGGAGGUGAUGGAGGAAGUGCUGGAGGAGGUGAUGGAGGAGGUGAUGAGGAAGUGA